Coccinella septempunctata (seven-spotted ladybird) is the source of this 1827-nucleotide messenger RNA. RefSeq names its product mRNA cap guanine-N7 methyltransferase (gene Rnmt). NCBI's taxonomy places the organism in Eukaryota, Metazoa, Arthropoda, Insecta, Coleoptera, Coccinellidae. The transcript is spliced from 3 exons. Gene Ontology annotation, molecular function: mRNA 5'-cap (guanine-N7-)-methyltransferase activity. Gene Ontology annotation, cellular component: nucleus. Gene Ontology annotation, biological process: 7-methylguanosine mRNA capping. The coding region runs from base 123 to 1562 and encodes 479 amino acids. The record is from RefSeq and is a predicted model, not a curated record.
AAAAUGUGUAUUUUAUGUUUUGAGUUGUUAAUAAUAUAGUGGAUUUUAUUACUAUUAUCAACGUUAUUAUAUCAAUUAUUGCAAGAUAUCAUCAAAUUUGUUGAUCAUUGCAGAAGAGGAGGAUGUCAUCGCAAAAAGAGGUAGUGUUGGAAAAUGCAGAAAAUAAUUAUUCUGAGGAAAAUACAUCAACUGAAGACUUGGAGAAGGCAUUAAUGGUGGCUGCUGCAGAUGCUUAUUGGACUAACGAUUCACUUGACAACCAUUGUGGACGGAAUUCGAUAGAAGAAAAUGAAAAAGAAAUUGAUAAACCUGAAGUAGAUGCCCCAUCAAACAAACGAAAAGCUGAAGAUACCAUAGUAGCAUCUGAUACUUCAUUUGAAUCGAAAAAAGUUAUUGAGCAUAAUGCCGGAACUUCUAAUGUUUCUUCCAAACGUAGCUUUUCCGAGUAUGACGAUGAAGCAAGUUCUAAAAGAAUCAAGAUUGCUGAUGAAUCCUUUGAAGGUGAAGGUUAUGCCAAAGUAGUAGCUUCUCAUUACAACAAAUUGGAAGAAAAAGGUUUACAAGAAAGAAACAAGAGUAGAAUAGUAUAUAUGAGAAAUUUUCAUAAUUGGAUAAAAAGUAUGCUGAUCAAUGAAUAUUUAACCAAAAUCAAGGCUUCAAAAAAAUAUAAUGCACCAUUAAGAGCUUUAGACAUGGGAUGUGGUAAGGGAGGUGACUUACUUAAAUGGAGGAAAGGCAAUAUAUCACAUUUAAUUUGUAGUGAUAUAGCAUUAGUCUCUUUGGAUCAAUGUAAAAAUCGAUAUAGCGAUAUGAAAAAUAGAAGUGCUAGAGAUAGAAAUGGAGGUAACUUAUUCAGUAUUGAAUACAUAUCAGCAGACUGUUCGAGAGUCAGAUUGAGAGAAAAAUAUUCUGACCCAUCAGCAAAACUAGAUAUUGUGAGUUGCCAAUUUGCAUUCCACUACAGCUUCGAAUCUUUACCUCAAGCAGAAUGUAUGCUUAGGAAUGCUAGUGAAUGUCUUCAAGCAGGAGGAUAUUUUAUUGGUACCAUUCCAGAUGCUAAUGAACUUGUAUCAAGAGCAAAAAAAAACAAUUCAAAUAGUUUUGGAAAUGAUGUUUACAAAGUAAUUUUUGAUUGUGACAUGAAUAAACCUCCACUAUUUGGUGCUAAAUAUAAUUUUUAUUUGGAUGGAGUAGUUGACUGUCCUGAGUUUUUGGUUCAUUUUCCAACAUUUAUUGAAUUGGCCAAAAAAUAUGGUCUCAAACUUGUUGCAAAGGAAAAGUUUUAUGACUUUUUCAACAGAAUGAAAGAGGAGGGAGGAAAAUUAUUGAGUAAUAUGGGUAGUUUAGAAACAUAUCCACCAUUUCAUAGCUCUAAUUUAGUUGGAACAUCCCAAGGAGAUUAUGAACAUGCUGAUAAGUUUUUAAAUCAGCAAAAGAAAAAUAUGAAAAUAGGUACCCUCUCUAAAUCUGAAUGGGAGGCCUCUUCCAUUUACUUAACCUUUGCUUUUCAAAAAGUGAAAAAUACUUGGAACCCAGAUGGAACACCAUGUUAUGAAAUAUAAAAUAUCAUGGUUUCAGAGAAAUCCUCUGAUGGUUGUUAUAUAACCAGAAGCUUGGGCAGUUUUUACUUUUAUAUUCAGUGAACGACUGAAACAGCAUUCGUUGAAACCUUAGAUCAUAUAUUUUUGAAUAUAUAUGUGAAAUUAUUUCUAUUACUUCGUUGUUUAACAGAUUUUACCUUCCCUUAUGUGUUUGUAAAGAAACCAUUGAAUUUGAAGUUUUAUUGUAAAUGAUAUCUAAUGAUUAAAACAAUUGUUUUUAAAUGCA